AUGCGCGGGAGCAGCUCUGAGCUCCUGCUGGAGGCGAGCUGCGUCCAGUGUCAGAGCGAUCACCAGGCCGAUCAGCGCAGACAUCAGCAACAGCAGCAUCAGCUGAACGAGAAACACGACUUCCAGGAGCGAGAGCUACGUCGUCGCAAACUGUUGGAGCUCGGGUUCGGCGCUUCGCGGCGCCGNCCGCCACGGCGUACCUGCCGUCAGCGGUUCAACUUUUACGCCACCUCGGCGUUGGCCUUCGUCGCGACGUCCGGCGGCGCGGCGCUACUUUUCUUGGUGCCGUUGUACGUCGAUCAGGCGAUUAGCACCCUGGCAGCUGACUUCUCGCCGGACCCUGUCAUUUGCACCACCUCCAGGCGAGAGGAAGUCGCCGGAUUGUUCAAUUGUACUUGGACCUCCUGUCGCGAAGGAUGCACCAGUGACGUUUACAGAUGCACGCAUAUAUACGUCACAUACACACCAUGGAGUAACGCUAGCAUGAACGAUACUGGGGGCAGGGGGAACUCCACCGGUGUUCAACAAACCUCGACCACUACUGUGCCGACGCCAGGCGACGUGGAGGCGGUGCUCCUGGUGAACAUCAAAGGGUGCGGCUAUCCUCCGAUCGUCGAUUGCGAGAACUUCACCCGCGAACUGGGCUACAAGGGCGCGAAAUUCCCCUGCCAUUACAGCCGAGUGAAUCGCAGCAUAGUGAUGCCGAACUAUAAUCGCGAGGCGCAGGUCACCACCAUCAUACACUUCUUCGCGGCGCCUUUCGUAGUGACUCUCGCGACCAGCGUUGCUCUGUGUGUGAUGCAUUGUGACUGCAGAUGCAGUCCACCGCCACGACAUUCGUCGCGAGGGAUGAGAAGAGGCAGGGGCAACGAUCUCAGCGAUCACUCGAUAAGCAAUCGCGUGGAUCGACGGGGUCAUCCGCCAUACUGCGAGUGCGGCGAAGUAACCAGGCCCUUAUGA
Megachile rotundata (alfalfa leafcutting bee) is the source of this 960-nucleotide messenger RNA. It is a transcript of the gene Teh1, whose product is annotated as tipE homolog 1 phospholipid transfer protein. Gene Ontology annotation, molecular function: sodium channel regulator activity. The record is from RefSeq and is a predicted model, not a curated record. Lineage: Eukaryota; Metazoa; Arthropoda; Insecta; Hymenoptera; Megachilidae. Gene Ontology annotation, biological process: regulation of sodium ion transport. Gene Ontology annotation, cellular component: plasma membrane.